This is a messenger RNA of Pseudopipra pipra, 1175 nucleotides long. Its product is annotated as homeobox protein NANOG-like. The transcript is spliced from 4 exons. Gene Ontology annotation, biological process: regulation of transcription by RNA polymerase II. Gene Ontology annotation, molecular function: DNA-binding transcription factor activity, RNA polymerase II-specific; RNA polymerase II cis-regulatory region sequence-specific DNA binding. Lineage: Eukaryota; Metazoa; Chordata; Aves; Passeriformes; Pipridae. The coding region runs from base 1 to 909 and encodes 302 amino acids. The record is from RefSeq and is a predicted model, not a curated record.
AUGUGCGCGCACUUGGCUCUGCCUCCCUACCAGGCUUACCCCAGCGGGACCGGCAUGGGGUACCUGGAGUUUUACUGGAACUCGGCGGGGGAGGCAGGGCAUGCUCACACAUCGGCUGGGCCAGCGGGAGCAGCCAGUGCCAAGCAGUCUCCGGAGGCAGGAGGGAAGAGGCACACAGUAGAAAUAUCCCCGGCUUCAUCCAGUUCUGGGAAUUUCAGCCAACUCACACCAGAUUCAGCCACCAGUCCACAUUCGUCAUCCUUGUCCCCACAGCCUACAGCUAAGUCUCAGAAAGGCAGAGAAUGUGGCAUGGAGGGGAUAAGGAAGACCAAGAGCCGUACAGCUUUCUCCAAGGAGCAGCUGCAAACCCUGCACCAGCGGUUCCAGAGCCAGAAGUACCUCAGCCCCCAGCAGAUCCGGGAGCUGGCUGUCGCUCUGGGGCUCACCUACAAGCAGGUGAAAACUUGGUUCCAGAACCGGAGAAUGAAGCUGAAACGGUGCCAGAAGCAUAGCCUGUGGACUGAACGGGCUCAGUGCCUCACACAAAGUGGCUUCCAGACCAGUACUUACCUGGAUGUGCACCCCAAAUUCCACCAGGGCUAUCCAAUCACUGCAGCUGGCAACAUGCAAACCAUGCCUGCCCCCUGUCAGCACUAUGGGGCAGGGCAGAAUGCUUACACAGUUGUGACCAGCGAGGAUGGAGGCGUCUUUGGCAAAGGCGGGGGUACCUGCAGUAUCCAGCAGACAGUGGGCUUCAUUGCCCAGCACAAAGUAGACUUUUACCACAGCUGUCCUGGCAGUGUGGAAUAUCCAGGCUCAAAGACAGGUGAUGGCUGUAAUUUUCACCACUCAGCCACUAUGGGGGCUCCUUUCCCAACCACUGCUGGCCACCAUCUCUAUCAUUCCUAAGCACUGUGGAUGUGGGUUACUUGGGCAGCCAGGAAUUGAAUCUUAUCUCUCCCUUUGUAAUUCGUGUGCUCUCCAACUCAACAGCACCCUGUAGCUAGAACCUGUUUUGACAUCUGAAUAUGUGCCUCCAAGCAUGUACAGACACACAGACACGAAGAUACCUGUUUGCCCAUAUAUACACAUACAGCCCUUCAUUCGUAGGCCCUUACACUUGCACACACACACUCCCUUCUUGAUUGGCACAGAUAACCAAGUUCUCUUAUAGC